AUGGCGGACUGCAGCACAUUGCUGGAUGAAGAUCUUGAGUCUUUCGUGUUUAACUAUCUGACUGACAGCCCGGAGCCUGGAGAGGAGAACCUUUCACUGGACUUCCCUGAGAUUGAUCUGUCCCAGUUGGACGCAAGUGAUUUUGACUCUAACAGCUGCUUUAAUGAGUUGCAGUGGUGUAAUAAUCACUCUGAAAACGAGUCCAGCCAAUACAGCACUGACGACUCCGAGCUGUUCCAGAUUAUAGACAGUGAAAAUGAGGCAUUGCUGGAAGCCCUCACACAGACAUUGGAUGAUAUGCAGGAGGAUGAUAUCAGCUUGUCUGCCUUCAUAUCCUCUGGAGAUGGGGACUUCUGCCCCUUACCUGAUCUUCUGUCCAAACCCAGCUUCCAAGCUGAAUCCCCUAAGAGUCCAGAAAAUGAAGAUAAGCUGUCUAUACUGAAGAAGUUGCUCCUUUCCCCAGCUCAGAUGCCUGUGAGUAAUGACGCUCAGAAUGAUGGCUGUACUCGGCGCCAAGGAACUUCCAAAUUCCGUCUUCAGAGAGGAUGCUCAAAGGUAGAGAGCCCAACAGACAGACAACCUGGAUUCCCACCAGCUCAGAGUCGAAGCUGUACGGAGCUACAGAGGCAUUUGGUAACUACUGUCCCUCAGACCAAAGUCUUCUCUUCAACGGAGAAUAACCAGGACAGUAUUAAGGAAGAAGACAGUGAUUCACAGGAUGAUGAACAGUGUGAUGAUGACGACUCUGUGCCCUCCUUAAUAUCUUCUCCUUUAGAAGAUAAGAAACCACAGUUUACCUGCGAGCGCGAGAAGCGUGCAGUGGUAGACCUUAUUCGGUAUAUGCACACCUACUGCCUUCCGGCAAAAAAGCAACACUCUAGUGACAAACACCAGCAUUGUAACAAUAUUUCAAAGAGACCUAAACUGGAGUCUACUCAACAAAUAUCUUGUUCAAAGGAAACCAGCAAGGUGGAUUCCAGAAAUACCAAGGUGAAUCGCCCUUUGGCUGGCAAGUAUAAUUGUAUAAAACCAGUACGUUUUUCUAUCUUGAAAGAACUUCUAGCAAAAGACAUUUCUGGAGAUGUCAGCAAGCCAUACAGAUUGGCUCAACCAGUAUAUGCCGAAUUCUCUGAUUCCUGCGGCAGUCGUCUGUCCAGUGGGAAAGAAGAACUAGAGUUGGGCAAAAAUAAAAAAAAUGAAUUGGGGACAACUCAAAAGUCAUGCCUGACUGUUAAGAAAGAGAGCAGGCAUGGUGAUACUUCUGGAAAGCCAACAAUUUCUUCUCCAGAACGUGUGACUGUUAAAUCAGCUCCUAAACCAGAGAGCUCUGUCUAUGCCGUUAGACGGUCGAGCAGAUUAAAUCCAGAAUUCAGUGGAUGGCUCAUGUUUGACGAUGAAUCAUUUCCACACACGAGUAUGGAGAAGGCUACAGCUGACUUAAAACUCACAACAGCAGAGGAACCUUUUAUUGAAGAAGAGCAGGUGGCUGAGCUUGAAGUGGGAGAAUUAGGUGAUCCCCAUGCACAAGUGGACUUUAACAUGGACAAAGUAGAUGAAAUUGAAAGGGACUCCUGUGAAGAACAUUCUGACAUUGUUGCCCAACAGUUUCAUCCCUCAGAAAAUCCCAGAUGCCCUCCACUCUCACUGUCACAAAGUGUUUCUACAUUCGAAAAGAGAAAUUUUGAGCAAGUACUUGCCGUCGAGCUAUGUGGAACAGCAGGCCUGACACCACCAACCACCCCACCUUACAAAACCCCAGAAGAGGACCAUUACAAGCCCGAGCUUAAUCAGGACACUGUAGAUAGUGGAGCUUUGAUUUCUUGUCCUUCCGAAAUAGAGACAAGUGGAGAACAUGUGUUGAUAAACAGGAAGCAAACAAAAAAGCAACCAGAAAGGACUGAGCUAUUUGCCCACUUGAGCCGGACGGGGAACCUUCCAGCAAAUUGUGAAUCACAAGGAUUAAAGAGACCAUUUUCCAGAUCCUUUGGAGACCAUGAUUACUGCAUGGUCAAAAAACCAGACACUGGCUUUCAGAGGAAAGUAAAAUCUCUGGAUGUGCCUGGCUACAUGGAAAAGAAGGAAAAAUUGUCUAUUAGUCAGGAGCAGCAGAAACAGGUUGAAGACAAACCUGACAGAUGUCAUAAAGCAGGCAGCAAACUCUUGAAGGACCAUGAAAUCCGAGCAAGUCUCACCAAGCACUUUGGCUUUCCUGAUGAUACCCUAAAGGAAGAAAAUCAUAGUAUCUGCAACAGUCCUGAAUAUGAUUCAGUUUUUGAGGACAGUGACAGUGAAAGCAACUCUCCCCAAGAAGACUCUGUCUGCCCGACUCCUCACAGAACCAAAACAUGCCCUCCAAUGAGCCCACCUUCCAAAUCCAAGUUCCAGUACUAUCCCCAGACACGUACCAGUCCACGAUCAUCACGGCACUAUUCACCAGAAAAUAGGAGGACUUACAGAGUCGAAAGCAAUGAGAAGCACCAGACUGGAACCUUAAGCCAAAGGCAAAUUCAAAAAAGGAGACAAAAAGCAAUUGACGAAGGCCGUGUGAUUUACAUCAGAAAUCUCUCCAACAGCAUUAGUGCUAAUGAGCUCAAAAGAAGGUUUGAAGUUUUUGGCGAAAUCACAGAAUGCCGUGUUCUUAGUAGAAGCAGGGGAGAAAAAUAUGGAUUCAUAACAUAUCGAUGUUCAGAGCACGCUGCCUUGUCAUUAAAAAAGGGCGCUUCUCUGCGAAAAAGGAACGAACCCUCUUUUCACCUGAGUUACGGAGGACUCAGGCACCUCUUUUGGACCAAAUACACUGAUCUAGGUAAACAAAUUCAUCAUAUUCAAAUGCAGAGUCCUCGCCAGCUUUAAUCAAAAGUAAAUAUGAGUCUAUGGAUUUUGACAGCCUUCUGAAAGAGGCACAGCGAAGCUUGCAUCGAUGACAGCCUUAACCAAGGAGGAGACCUCAAUACCUCAGUCAAGGCACUUCCGACAUGUUUACGUUUUAGAAAUAAAAAUACAAACAAAUGGAAUACAGAAAAAAAAAAAAAAGACUUUUAACCUUUAAAUUGAUGUUUACAUUGAACAAAGCUGCUUCUGUAUGUGAUAUGUUUCCAUGGUGUUGCUGUCUCACUGCCACAUUUUAGAAUUCUUGCUUUUUUCGGGGCGUCUCUAGGCGUUCGGUCUUCCCUUUUCCUCUUUCCUAAUGUAAUUGCAGCCGUGUUCUCCAUAACAUUUUGUCUGUAGUGUGUAAAAGGAAAACAAACAAACAAACAAACAAACAAAAAAAGGACAAAAAACAGUCAUUUGUGAAUAGAGCCUGGAUUACAAACUAAUUUGAAUAGGAGAAAUAUGUAUAUUCUAAAAAUGUAUUUAAAGUUUCACAAGUACUGUAUUUCAGUUUGUCGUAUGCUUCGUUUUAAACUAUGCACUGUAGUGAGGUGUUUGCAAAAGAUACAAAUUAAUCCUCAUACAUUAAUAAGAAAACAUCACCUGGCAUUUGACACCGGGCAUUUAUAACUCACUUUACGGAAUUAUUGUGGGAACAAACACUAUUUAUAUACGUGACUGGUUUUUCGUUAAUACAGUGUGGCGUCUUUGCAAUUUGUUAGAGCUCUGCUGCUGUUUGGGUCAGGAUUUCAUAAAAAAACAAAACAACAAUAAUAAUAUUUUAAUAUAUCCUGAAAGUUGAAUUUUUGUUUUUUUCCUUGCUUCAUCUCAACAGUUGAGUUUUUUGCCUACAUGUUUUUGAUUUUUUUUCUUCACUAACAUUACAUCUUAUUUCCCUAUCAUGUCCGUUGAUGGCUCAAUUAAAAAAAAUAUUCAUGUAAACACUUUUCAUACUUGAGAACAUGAAUCCGAAGUGGACUAUACAAAGUUGUGAUAAAUAGAAUAUAAUUACCUGUAGCCAGCUAAAUAGCUUAAUUGUUGAGUGCAUCACCUACGAAAUCAAACGUCAAAGAUACAGAUUCUGUUUCAAUUCAGCUUUUUGAAUUCCGAGGUCAGAAGAGAGAGUACCAUUGAGUUGGGUAACAAUCCCAUCUCUAAGAUACUUGAAAAAGAGAUAAAUCUCAAUGUAUGUUCUCUGCUGAAAGUCUUGGGGUAUAUGCAUAUAAAAUUACUACGGGAGCUCAAGUUAAACACUUUGAUUCCGUUUGUAGUCUAUAGUGACCAGUGUGUGUAUUUGGGAGUACACAUACCAGAAAUUAUAAAUUAAUACAUUUUAAGUUAGACGUACGUCCUUGAAAGCAAAGUAAUCAGUGGGUUUUAACUUAUGGCAGUAUACAAUAUAUGAAAAGGAUGAAGUCAUUGCUGAGAAAUACCUCAAACUUAUCACAAUUUUGUAUAUCUCUUCCCUUUACCUUUACAUCAUGAUCCAUCAAUAUGUUUUCAACUGUUCUCACAUUCCUCUGUCAUGUGUUCCUUUGGGUUUGGGUGACUUACUUUGUUGCAUUAAGAUCAUUAUUCGGGAAAUCUGUCAAAAACUGACACAUUUUUUAAAAGCACUAUGCGUUAUUUAUUAUUCAACUAACAGCUUAAGAACACUUCAUUAAAGUGUUUUUUUAUAUCAGUUCAGGGGUUCAUUCAUUAAUCCCUUAAGGACCAAUGGCAUUUAAUUCCAUCAUGAGAAUCUGGUUUCUUAAGUAUCUGGAAUGACCUUGCUUAGCAAUGGCAGCUAUAUACAACUCUGCUGUCACUAAUUCAGUGAGACAUUCCUAUGCAAUGUAGGAUAUUUAACCACUAGAAUGUUAUGACGGGAUUUUAUCGCCAUUGGUCAUUUAAUUGCUUAAACACUGUUUAGUUGAUGCAGACUUAAGGCCAAAGUAGUUGAGUUGAAAAAGUUUCUAAAUUAGAUUAAGCCCAAAGUAGUUGACCUGAAAACGUUUCUAAUUUAGUUGGGCCUUAAUUGGGCUUUGGGAUUUGGUUCUUACUUUCAAGCAUUGAUUUUUCAAAAUGUCAACUUGCUGUUUUAGGGUACAAACCCAGAGGUUACGUUUUUUUUUUGUUUUUUUUUAGCUACAUAUCAGUAAUCACCUAACUAAUUCAUGUAGACAUGUGAAAUUUCUUUUUUUUUUUUUCUUCUUGUAUUCUGUAAAUCUUUACAUAUAAACAUCACCUGGAAUUCACCAUGCAUUUUAUACAAGGUUUUAGCAAAAUGCAGCCUUCCAGUUGGUAUUAGAUCACAACACCAGUCACUGACAGCCAACUUAUAUCUGUGUGGCUGAGGGAAAUUUGAGUUCUACGUCGGAAACCACUGGAGGUUAUGCUAUUUGCCCAAGCCUGGCAAACAACAUAAAUCUGCAUCUAAGAGUUAAUGUUCAUUCUCUGUUGUAUCUAAAAUCAUUUAACAAUUGUUCUGAAAGUUCAACAUUUUCUCCAAAGACUACAAUUGAGAUUGGUCUCCUUGUCACCUUAAUAUAAACUGCAAGUUCAUAAAUGCAUCAUGUAACGCAUAGCAAUAUACUCUCUCCAGCUGAAAUACCGAAGGCCUUUUGGCAGUAGGGGCAAUGAUUUCAGCUUUGUAUAAAAGCCAUUAUUUCCACUUUUGUGGACUAUGUCAUGUAUGUUUUGGGCAUUGGGGCUG
This is a messenger RNA of Pelobates fuscus (common spadefoot toad), 5566 nucleotides long. It is a transcript of the gene PPARGC1B, whose product is annotated as PPARG coactivator 1 beta. The transcript has 12 exons. Gene Ontology annotation, molecular function: RNA binding; transcription factor binding. The record is from RefSeq and is a predicted model, not a curated record. Gene Ontology annotation, cellular component: nucleus. Bases 1 to 2853 code for a protein of 950 amino acids. Lineage: Eukaryota; Metazoa; Chordata; Amphibia; Anura; Pelobatidae. Gene Ontology annotation, biological process: positive regulation of transcription by RNA polymerase II.